UUCCUCUUCUUCUUCUACUGUCAUUUUCCCAUAUAUACUCUCGAGGAAAACAAAACCCAAAUCCACUUGUUUUCCUUUCCAUACCUCUCUGGAUUUAUUUAUUUGUUUAUUUAUUUUCUUCUAAUUUAAUUUAAUUAUUCCCUUUUUAAAAUUCCUUAUUCCCUUCUACCUCACUCACUGCUAUAGCUUAACAACAACAACAACAAUCUCUAUCUCUAUCUCUAUCUGUCUCUCUCUUACCUCUCACCACAUUCUUUCACAAUCUCUUCAUGAGCAUGAGCAUGAGCAUGUUUGUUUGCAAAAAGUUUCAAAGACUCACUGCAACCUAGUUACCUUCUUAGCUUAAUUUCUCUUUCUCUCUUUCACCACUCCUUCCUUCCCUUCCUUUAAGCUUCUUCAAUAGUUUGGCCUUUGAGUUAGCUUUCCAGAUUCUUUUCUUGGGAAAAGAUUAGAAAAAGAAGGAGGUGAAGAGAACAAAGGGAUUAUUAUGAUUAUGUUAUACACAGUACUAUACUCUCCUCCUCCUCCUCCUCAUCAGGUUGUGAAUAUUGCACUUUUAAUUAGCCUUGUGUCUUGUCUCUCCUGAGUAUAGUAUCAAAAUCUGAUAUCAUUUUAAUAAAGGAAUAAAAGAAGAAGAACGAAAGCUGUUUCAUAGUAUAUAUAUUUUCUGAGCGUCAAGCCAUAUCCCCAUAAAGAAGAUGACCUUGGAAGGGAUUUUCAUUGAGCCCACCUCAACCACUGCCCCUGAUCUUUCUCUUCACAUAAGCCCCCCAACCAUCUCCUCCUCUUCCUUGAUUUCCAAUCAUGGAAGUAAUAAUUUCCCUUCAAGAACUACUACUUUGUUUCAACAAGCCCACACAGAACUCUCUCUUGGAAGGAAUUUCACUUCUGAAACGCCAACACCAACACCGACACCAACACCAACACCACACAACCCUUAUUAUCAAAGCCUAAACCACUUCCAUCAUCUUCACCAUCACCACAACCACAACAACAACAACAACACUAGUACUAGUGUUAAUACAACAAGUACUACCACUACUAAUACUCCCUUGAAUCACAUAAACUAUGGAGUUUCAUUGCUUGAUGUGUCAUCAUCAGACACCUUGAGGCCAAUCAAGGGGAUUCCUGUGUAUCACAACCGUUCAUUCCCUUUUGUGGCUGCCAUGGACCAUGCUAGAGACGACGACAACAACAACAACAAGGAUCAUCACCAUCAUCACAAGAUGUGCUUAUAUAAUAAUCAUCACAACAUGCCUUCUUAUCACCCCUCUCUCUCUCCCUCCACAGUUGCUCCUUCUCCUUCACCUUACUUUGUGGAUCCCAUGUCCCUCUUGAACAACGGCUCCACCGUGGCGGCAUGUAGGGCUGCCACCGCCACAAGGUUUAAUGGGUUCUCCGGCGAUGCUUUCAAAUCUUCUCAUCCACUGCACCAAUAUGGGGUUGGUCCUUCAGAGGCUUCUUCUGGGUUCAUGAGAUCAAGGUUUCUGCAGAAGCUUCCCAACAAGAGGAGCAUGAGAGCACCCAGAAUGAGGUGGACAAGCACCCUCCAUGCCAGAUUUGUUCAUGCGGUUGAACUUCUUGGUGGCCAUGAAAGAGCUACUCCAAAAUCAGUUCUUGAGCUCAUGGAUGUGAAGGAUCUAACACUAGCUCAUGUGAAGAGCCAUUUGCAGAUGUAUCGAACUGUUAAGACCACUGACAAACCUGCAGCAUCUUCAGGCCAUUCAGAUGGGUCUGGAGAGGAUGAUUUGUCUCCGAUGGGUAGCACCGCCGAUCGUGGCGGUCUUCGGCAAUUUCCCAACCACAGAGGACGGCCGGAAUGGCAGGCGCAACAAGACAUGGACUACCCUUCCACCACCCCUAUCCUAUGGAGUAAUUCUUCAAGUUGUGGAGAGUCACGGCUAAGACCUAGUUCUAACGACAUAGAUGGUCUCAGAUCACCUAUCCUCCAGUCACAAACAAUAUCAGGAGGGCAUCAAAUUCAGGAGUGUGAUUCAACCCAACUCAAGAACAACAUGGCGGGUUCUAAUUUGAAGAAGAACCCAAGCUUGGAAUUCACAUUAGGAAGACCAGAUUGGGAUGGCAAAGAACAAGCCUAGCCUAAUUUUGAUUGGUUCCCUUGUUUUUCAUUUUAUUUUGCAAUUUAUUUAUAAACCAUGGUGACAACUUCUUCACCUUUUUAUGAAAUGUAGAGGUAAUUAUUUAGAUAAAUAUAAAUUGGUGUCUAGGAGAAGAAGAAAAAACCCUUCGUAGUUCUACUUAAUUAGCUAGCUUCCGAAAGUGUUUUGAGUUCAUAAACAGUUUUGUUUAUAUUUUACUUUGCUUUUAUUUAUUUGUGAGGAUGAAGGAAGGACAUUAAUUAAGAUGUAGCAACCAAGGCUUUUAUGAAGGAAGAGAUGAGAUGCAGGUGCAUAUGUAGAAGAGCAAUGAAGGAGAGGGUGGGGGGAAGGAAUUGAAACUAGGGGAAGGAAUUAGAAUAGUUACAUUCUUUUUUUGUUGUUGUUGAACUAGUUUGUUCUCAGUUCUCUGCUCUUCUCUUUAUUUUUUUUCGCAAAUUUGUCCCUUUUAA
Glycine soja is the source of this 2569-nucleotide messenger RNA. Its product is annotated as transcription repressor KAN1-like. Gene Ontology annotation, biological process: abaxial cell fate specification; regulation of DNA-templated transcription. The record is from RefSeq and is a predicted model, not a curated record. The transcript is spliced from 6 exons. Gene Ontology annotation, cellular component: nucleus. Bases 699 to 2099 code for a protein of 466 amino acids. Lineage: Eukaryota; Viridiplantae; Streptophyta; Magnoliopsida; Fabales; Fabaceae. Gene Ontology annotation, molecular function: transcription cis-regulatory region binding.